Molecule: messenger RNA, 1554 nt
Organism: Chrysemys picta bellii (western painted turtle)
Lineage: Eukaryota; Metazoa; Chordata; Testudines; Emydidae
Gene: TYW5
Product: tRNA-yW synthesizing protein 5
Biological process (GO): wybutosine biosynthetic process
Molecular function (GO): 2-oxoglutarate-dependent dioxygenase activity; tRNA binding
Source: RefSeq, a predicted model, not a curated record
GCCAUCUUAGCGAGCCGCCCCGCCCCGUGCGCGCGGAAAAGGGCCUGCCCGGGAAACGGGCCCAGAUCGGGCCGGGCAGCCCCGCGUGCCCCAGCCCGCCGCAAGGACCCUUCCCUGGCGGGAGGCAGGCCCCGAGCGCGCCCUGGUGGCGAGACCCCUCGGCGGGAGCGGGUCCCAGCGCGAGGGCAAGCGGAGCAACCCGUGGAGCCCCGGCGGCCGGAGCAGCGAGGCGGGCGAGCCCUUGUUUCCCGGGGAGCCUGUGAGUGAGGCGCAGCCGGCCGGGGUGGGCGGCGGCCAUGGCGCAGCCGGCGGGCCCCGUGGCCCGGCACAGCGGGGUCAGCAGGGAGCGCUUUCGGCAGGACAUUUACCCGCUGAGAGGCUCAGUGGAGUGAGCAUUGGGCUGGGAGCAAGAAAUUGCUGGUUUCUAAUUUUAUUCUGUCCCUGACAUCCUAUGUGUCUCAGACUCCUAUCCUCUCCCUCGUUCAGUUUCCCUGACAGUAAAAGAGAAAGCCAGCAGUGCUGAAAGGAAUAGACUUGGGCACUUGCACAACCAAAUGGACAGUGGAUUACCUCAGCCAAACAGCAGGAACUAAAGAAGUAAAGAUUCAUGUUUCCACAGUGCCACAGAUGGACUUCCUCAGUAAAGAUAUUUCAGUACCAGAAGAAAUAUUUUAUCACGGUUUUGUCCUUCAGCUAUGGCUUUGGAAUUCAUGGAACAUUGCCCUUUGAUGUGUUUGUACGGAGAGCAGCUGAAGUCAAACAUAACGAGUACUUUAUAUCUGAGGAUGAGAAAUACUACUUGCGAUCACUGGGUGACGACCCACGAAAGGAUAUUGCAGAUAUCAGAAAGCAGUUUCCUUCAUUAGCAGAAGAUAUUCAGAUCCCAGAAUAUUUUGAAAAGGAACAGUUCUUCUCCAGUGUCUUCCGCAUCAGCUCAGCAGGACUGCAACUCUGGACACACUAUGAUAUAAUGGAUAACUUCUUAAUCCAGAUAACAGGGAAAAAAAGAGUUAUACUGUACAAUCCUCGAGAUGCACCAUAUUUGUAUUUAGCAGGCACUAAAUCAGAGGUCCUAAAUGUGGAUAACCCAGACCUGGAGAAAUAUCCCCUUUUUAUGAAAGCCAGGCGCUAUGAAUGUUCUCUUGAAGCAGGCGAUGUGUUGUUCAUUCCAGACUUUUUUCUUCCUACAGCUUUAUGGUUCCAUAAUGUAAUUUCUGAAGAAUUUGGAGUGGGAGUGAAUGUCUUUUGGAAGCAUCUUCCUUCUGAGUGCUAUGAUAAAACAGACACUUACGGAAAUAAAGAUCCUACAGCUGCUUCCAGAGCUGUGCAGAUUUUGGACAGGGCUUUGAAAACACUGGAGGAACUGCCUGAGGAAUAUAGGGAUUUUUAUGCCCGGAGAAUGGUUUUACGCAUCCAAGAAAAAGCCUAUAGCACUAACUAUGAAUAAACAGUCAACAAGUCAACCAAACUCCUCUGAAAGUAGGGAGAAGUACAGAUAUGGAUACUGUACCUGAAGACACUUUGAGAAGACUUUAAUAAAAACAGUAGUGCUCA